GGAAAUGUUGCAACAUGUGCAUUACAAUUCUCUGAGCUGGGAAAACUGAAUGGCAUAAUUUCAGCUGCUGACAAGCUUUGUGAAUGUGGUCUUAUGAAAAUGAAGUCAAUUACUGCAAGAAGCACCCUAUCUUGAGCCAUUUAGGUGAUUUAGCAGUUUCAUUUGUCACCCUUCAGUUUCCUGUGUUUUUAAUGUAACUGUCUUGGUUUUUUUACCAGAAGAAAUGCAAAAAAAUAUAUAUCAGAGCUACUUGUUUUCCACUUGACCUGACAUGUCCUCAAAAUUGGGCUGUUUACUCAAGAAAGAUGUUGCACAGAGAAGAGAAAAUGUCGGCUCUGCCAAAUUUUACUUUUUUCUUUCCUCUGUGGUGUCAUCAACAGUUUCAUAGAAUCACGUUUAUGACUUUCUCACAUAAAUGACAAUCUGUCUCACUCAAGUAGCUAAAAGACUUUAAAUGGCCCAAAUGAUUUUGUUGUUCUCCCUAUGAUUGAAUCCGAAAAUUUGUAACCUGGAAAUGACUUGACAGUUACGUGGCGGUUUACUAUUUCUACUUUUACGGAGUUUCAUUUCACAGUUGCUGUAACUGUUUCAGAAUAAUCCCUGUAUUUAGAGUUUAAUGUUUCAGCUCACAAGGUUGUUUUUUUCACCUUGACGCCUGGUCUCAAACCAUCCAAGGACGAAAAGCAUCCCUGAAAAUCACAGACCUGAAACAUUGAUUUUCUCAAAUGUUUAUUUGUGCUCUGUUCCUUUUAUUUGUGUAUGUAUAUAGUGUUUUAUUUAUUCUGACACUUCACCUAGUAAAAUAAUGAUUAACUAGCUGGUAAUAUAGCUCAUCCUUUAUUGUAAUGAAAUAUCACUAGGUAAGUGUGAUUUUUAAAAAAAAUUCAGUUUAAUUAUAAUGUUUAUUCAAAGAGAUAACUUAGGUGAUCCAGCAUCUGAAAUAUGAAAAGAACAUCAGGCCCCUCGUUUAGGAUUGAUUGUGUAAUUGCUGGCUGUCGGAAUGACAUUUGACCUCCUAUUUUGUUUGCUGUGUUAUGGUGACCUGGCACUUAAACGCACCAUGGUUAUCGAUUUGGCAGCAUCUUUAAUUUGUUUAUCCUUUUUUUAAAACCUUUCCACUCUUCCCAUUGUGUCCAAUGAGUCCAGGUAGAUGCCUGUGAGGCAAGCAGAAGGUUGGAGAGAAGACUGUGUCUGUGUUACGCAGCAGAUAUGAGGAUGAUUCAUGUGUAAGGGGCAGAGCCCGGUACAGAGCAGGCAGCCGUGUGGACCAGUACUCAGACCCAGGAUUAGCCCAGCCUCCUCAGAGCUGGAGACCCUCUCUGCGCCACGUCUCUCGCCUUCGCCACGUGCCCCCCUCAGUGACAUGUACCCCGAAGAGAGCCGGGGUUCUGGAGGGGUAGCCACUGUGGACUUCCUGGAAGGGACGUACGACUAUGCCGCCCCCACCCCUGCCCCGACUCCUCUUUACAGCCACUCCACCACUGGCUAUUACUCCGCUCCUCUAGACGCCCAUGGACCACCCUCAGAUGGCAGUCUUCAGUCCUUGGGCAGCGGGCCGACCAGUCCUCUUGUGUUUGUGCCCUCCAGCCCCCGCCUCAGCCCCUUUAUGCACCCACCCAGCCACCACUAUCUGGAAACCACCUCAACACCCGUCUACAGAUCCAGCCACCAGCCGGCCUCCAGAGAGGAGCAGUGUGGCACCUGUGACGAAGCAUACGGAGUGGGUGAGGUGGGAGCUGGAGCAGCGGCUGUAGGCUUGGAGAUGACCAAAGAGACACGUUUCUGUGCCGUGUGCAGCGACUAUGCCUCUGGGUACCACUAUGGGGUGUGGUCCUGUGAGGGCUGCAAGGCCUUCUUCAAGAGGAGCAUCCAGGGUCACAAUGACUACAUGUGCCCAGCGACCAAUCAGUGUACUAUUGACAGGAAUCGGAGGAAGAGCUGCCAGGCCUGCCGUCUUAGGAAGUGUUACGAAGUGGGCAUGAUGAAAGGAGGUGUGCGUAAGGACCGCGGUCGUGUUUUGCGGCGGGACAAACGACGGACUGGCAUCAGUGACAAGAUUGCUAAAGACCUGGGGCACAAAACAGCACCCCCUCAGGACGGGAGGAAACGCAGCAGUGCGAGUGGUGGAGGUGGAAGAUCUUCAGUGACUAGCAUGUCCCCUGAUCAGGUGCUCCUCCUGCUCCAGGGUGCUGAACCCCCAAUACUGUGCUCACGUCAGAAGCUGAGCCGCCCCUACACCGAGGUCACCAUGAUGACGCUACUCACCAGCAUGGCCGACAAGGAGCUGGUCCACAUGAUCGCGUGGGCCAAGAAGCUUCCAGGUUUUCUGCAGCUAUCCCUUCAUGACCAGGUGCAGUUGCUGGAAAGUUCGUGGCUGGAGGUGCUGAUGAUCGGGCUCAUUUGGAGGUCCAUCCACUGCCCCGGCAAACUCAUCUUCGCACAGGACCUCAUACUGGACAGGAAUGAAGGCGACUGUGUUGAGGGGAUGGCGGAGAUCUUUGACAUGCUGCUGGCCACAGCUUCCCGCUUCCGUAUGCUCAAACUCAGACCUGAAGAGUUCGUCUGUCUCAAAGCUAUCAUCUUGCUCAACUCUGGUGCCUUUUCUUUUUGCACUGGAACUAUGGAGCCGCUUCAUGACAGCGUGGCAGUUCAGAACAUGCUGGACACCAUCACCGAUGCUCUCAUACAUCAUAUCGGCCAAUCAGGAUGCUCCGCUCAGCAGCAGUCCAGACGACAGGCCCAGCUGCUCCUGCUGCUCUCCCACAUCAGGCAUAUGAGCAACAAAGGCAUGGAGCAUCUCUACAGCAUGAAGUGCAAGAACAAAGUGCCUCUGUACGACCUGCUGCUGGAGAUGCUGGACGCUCAUCGGCUCCACCGUCCAGUCAAAGCGUCGCAGGCCUGGUCCCAAGCUGACAGAGACCCUCCCUCCUCCACCGGCAGCAGCAGCAGCAGCAGUGACGGUGGUGGAGGUGGCAGCUCCUCCUCCUCAGCCGGUUCCACUUCAGGACCUCGAGGAAGCCAUGAGAACCUGAGCAGAAGCCCGUCAGGCCCGAGUGUCCUGCAGUACGGAGGCCCCGCCCUGACUGCACCCACAUCCUAUGAGACGCAGCAUCUGAAGGUCAAAAGUCAUUUUAACGAAUGAUGUGUGAAGUACAGAAUGAUAAAGUGUUUAAGAAUGAAAGGUAGAGGUUCUGUUUGAUGUCAAUUAAUGAGGGAAUUAUUUAUUAAUUCAGUGAUUUUAUAGCUGUUUAGGGAGAAAUUACCGCUUUAAACUCACUGCAAUCUGAGCUCCAGUGAUCUUACACGCUGCCUUUCAUAAUAUCUGUGAUUCUGAGGCGACCUCUAAGAGCUUUUCAGUCCAGCUUUUAUUCCCAGAACAGCGGGUGUUAGCUCAUAUUGUGGCACUCUGUUAGCUACUGUGAUUUGAAAUGACGAGCAGCUACUAAUUUUUGAGUUUAUUCGCCAAAGUGCACUUUCUCUUGGAUUUAAGGGGGCAUUGUUUUCACUUCUGCAUUUAAAGGAUGAUUAUGCCAAAUUACGAUAAAACCGGUUUAAAUGAAUGUGUAAUUUAUUUUGUGUUUAAAUCCCAACAUUGUUGAGGAGUAAACGUCAGGGUUUGUGAAUAGAUACACAAUUUAAAAACAAAAUAUUUCAGUAAUCGCAUUUUGAAAUGAACAGUGGCUGAGGAUGUAUCUGUUGAAUUUUAAGCAGCUAAAAAUUGCACAAUCAAAUCCUGGAGCCCUGAUUAGGUAAUGAAGGAAGCUUUAUUGUUGGUUAACUUCACGUUAUCCACAGCUUGUAGUGUAGAGGAGGUUUGUUCGUUCUCUAUGCUCACUUGCACUAAUUUUCCUUUCUCUGAACUUGCCGUGUUAAAUGUGUUUGUGUGAGUGUGUGUUCGUCAGAGAGACUGAAAGCCCAGAUUUUUGUCUUGAUGCAACAUUUCAGCAACAUCAAAGCUACAACCUGCAACUAUCCAUCUAGUAAAUCAGUGAUCACAUGUUGAGGUCGGCUGGAUUUACACACCUAGACAAAAGUAAGCGAUUGUUUUUCUUUAGCGAAUUGGAUCCAAGUGAUAACAGAAGACAUCAGACAUAGAUGUGAUUAGAUGCAUGUAGCCUGUACUGAGAUUUAUAAAACAUUUAAUUUAAUUUACUGCCACAAACGAUAAAGAAAAGCAGAAAUCCCCAAAGUGUUUAGACCAGGGGUGUCAAACUUAUUUUAGUUCAGGAGCCACAUUCAGCCCAAUUUGAUCUCAAAUUGGACCCUCCGAAGGGCCGGUUUUGGCCUGCAGGCCGCAUGUUUGACACCCCUGGUUUAGACAGAUGGUGAAGCAAAAUUUCACAUCACGCCACUGAACUUGAUCUCUGUGCAGUCGAUCCAGUCAGUCAGACUUUAGUUAUGUUUCUAAAUGCUUCUGUUGGUUAACUACCGACUGAACUGAUUUGCUCUGAAUUCACUAAGCAACCACCUUUACUUACUAAAUGAGUUGGAAAAAAAUUGCGACCACUCAGUCCCCUCUAACAGGUGGUCUCAGAAAACCGCUUUCCUUCUGGUUGCUUCCUAAUAUCAUCAGCAAGCUCCAAAUUACGAGACGUGUUUCCCUCUUUGCCAGCUGCUGUUACAUAGACACGUACAGACAGGUGACAAAUUAAAGUAAAAUCCAACUUUUGGUGUCUUUGAAAGGUGUUGGCAGAUCAGCUUUAGUGCUCCUUGGCUGGAGGGAUGAACUCCAUUCUUCCACAAGAUAUUUCCUGAUUCACGAUGAUGGUAGUGGAGAGGUCGGUCUCCUAACAUGUUGAUCCAAAAUCUCCCACAUGCUGGGUUGAGAUCUGGUGAGCAUGAAGGCCAAAACAGAUGAUUCACAUCAUUUUCAUUUCCAUCAAACCGUGACAGGAUAAAGAAAUAUUGCAUCACAUUAUGAAGGCAUUCAGUCAGAACAACUUCGUAUUGAUUUACAGUGAUUCUUCUCUCUGAAGAGACAAAUGGACCUGAACCAUGUCAGCAAAAAAAAAAACCAAAAAAACAACAGUUUAACAGAAUGACAAGGGCUGAUCCAGACCAUUGGAUCAAGUAUUUCUUUUGUCAUCUGAGAGUAGAGCUGCAACGAUUAUUCAUUCGAUUAGUUGUUAGCUAUUAAAUGAAUCACUGAACAUUUAAAAAAUUAAUCAGUUUGUGAUUUUUUUUCUUUAGGAGAAAAGGGCCUAAACUCUCUGAUUUCAGCUGCUUAAAUGUGAAUAUUUUCAGAUUUUCUUUUUCUCCUCUAUGACAACAAACUGAGUAUCUUUGGGUUGUGGACAAAACAAGAUACUUGAGGAAACUUUGACCUUUUCACCAUUUUCUGACAUUUUAUUAUUUAUCUACAAUCAAAAUCAUGGUCAGUGUUGGCACCUUUGCCGACUUUUUAGGCUCAUUUAGAUCUGUUUCUGUGGCACUGUAGUCAGUCGUAAAAACACCGACCCUGAACUCUACUUCCUGUUCAUGUCGCUGCGGAUCAGAAAAACACGUUGCAGUUCUGAGACGAGGCUGUCCUGAUUUCAGCCUCACUGUGAGAACAUUUCAUGAGGCAGGUUUUGGUGACACUGACCUACCUGUAAGAUGGUUUCAGAGCGAUUCCACUUCAGCCUCACCAGAUAAUUCUGCUCUUCUGCUCCCCUCAUUCUUUUCUCUUCCUUUUUCUCCGUACAUUUAUAAAGCAAAUACAUGAAGGAGGAUAUUUCCACAUGGGCUGUUCGUGCAGCAAUAACUCCACGUCUAAUCGCUUGCAGUCACAAUUGGGAAGCCAGGACGAUAUUUGGCUUUUUUUUUUUUUCCAAACAAUGCCACCCUCCUCUUUAGGAGUUUAGGAGUUUUUCUGCAAUUCUAAUAUAAGUUGCCAGAACAGAAGCGAUAACGAAAAGUAUUAACUUACAGUGUAGUCGUAUGUUGUCCAAAUUGGAAGCGCGUGGGAAGCCUCCCCACCAGAUCAGAAAAAUUAGAUUCAGCCACUUGAGUCUAGUUCAGUGUGAAUCCAGCCAAAGCUCACUUGACUGUCAUCUGUUUACUGUGCAUAUAAAUAAAAGCAUCGAGUUGGAAAAUGUUGCUCAUCACUGUUUCCCCCGACCCCAAAAAUCAAAGUCCAACAAUAAACAGAACUAAAUACUU
Messenger RNA from Amphiprion ocellaris (clown anemonefish), 6141 nucleotides. It is a transcript of the gene esr1, whose product is annotated as estrogen receptor 1. Gene Ontology annotation, biological process: steroid hormone receptor signaling pathway; regulation of DNA-templated transcription. Gene Ontology annotation, cellular component: nucleus. Gene Ontology annotation, molecular function: DNA-binding transcription factor activity; sequence-specific DNA binding; zinc ion binding. Lineage: Eukaryota; Metazoa; Chordata; Actinopteri; Pomacentridae. The record is from RefSeq and is a predicted model, not a curated record.